This is a messenger RNA of Pezoporus flaviventris, 858 nucleotides long. Its product is annotated as coiled-coil alpha-helical rod protein 1-like. NCBI's taxonomy places the organism in Eukaryota, Metazoa, Chordata, Aves, Psittaciformes, Psittacidae. The transcript is spliced from 9 exons. The record is from RefSeq and is a predicted model, not a curated record. Gene Ontology annotation, cellular component: centriole. Bases 37 to 858 code for a protein of 273 amino acids. Gene Ontology annotation, biological process: protein export from nucleus; cell differentiation.
UGGGGGUAAUGGGAGCGUCAGUGGGGAGUGCCACCAAUGGCCGAGCAGCCAUCAGCGACUGGUCUCAUCCCCCCAUCCCACUUCAUGCUCCGCCCCCCCGGGCCCAACACCAGGACCCUGGAGGCGGAGCUUGAGGCCGAAAGGAGGCGGAGCCAAGCUCUGGAGGCGGAGCUUGAAGCUGAAAGGAGGCGGAGCCAAGCCCUAGGGGCAGAGCUUGAGGCCGAAAGGAAGCGGAGCCAAGCCCUGGAGGCGGAGCUUGAGGCCGAAAGGAGGCGGAGCCAAGACCAGGGGGCGGAGCCUAUUGGAGGGCAGCCCCAGGAGGCCCAGUUCCUGCUCCAGGCCCGGCUCAGCGCCAUGGGUCACAUCCUGGCCCUGCAGGAGAAGGAGCUGAACCGUGAGCUGCCCCCCCCAGGGGUGCCGUUGGCCGUGGCCCCCCCCCGUCUGCGCCUGCUCUUGGGGUGCUGGAGGGAGAAGGUCUUCGCGCUCCUGGUGCAGCUGCGGGUGCAGGAGGAGCUGCAGCGGGUGCUGAGCGCACAGGUGGGCAGCCUGGGGGCUGCGGUGGCUGCGGGGACCCGGAGGGUGACGCGGUUGGAGCUGAGGCUGAAGGAGAGGAUGGAGAGAGGAGAAGAGCAGAGACAGGAAAACCAGCGCCUGGUGCAGGAGGUGACCCAGCAGCAGGCACGGGCAGAGGCGGCUGAGGAGGCACUGGGGGAACUGGCCCGGGCAGCUGCCAGGCUCGCCAGGGUGCUGGCAGCGCACGAGACCGCGGUGGCUGCAGCCACCAGGACCAUGGACACCCUCAGCACCCGCCUGCGCCCGGGCAGGGCAGAGGCUCCGGGUGCUGCAGGGUAUGGAUAG